UCCUUGCUGAGACCGCAUCGUGGGAAACGGUCGAAGGCAACAUUUAUUUUCCUUCCUCAGCAAUCAAGGAUGAUUCUCUGUUUGUCCCGACUGAUCUGUCUACGUUCUGUCCAUGGAAAGGACAUGCUUCGUACUAUUCCGUUGUAGUGGGAGAAAAACAUAUCCUAAUGCAGCGUGGUAUUAUGCCAAGCCAUACGACGCUGCCAUGAAUAUCAAGGAUCAUGUGGCUUUCUACACUAGUAAGGUCAAUGUGACGGUUGAAGACUAGCGGGUGAUCAUUAGCCAAUUUGAUAGUUGGCGCAACAGCUUGAAAUUAGUGCUGGUUUCAAGUGUACAGACCAUGAAUUAUGCCCUCUAUGAAUUGUAAUUUCUGUGUAUGACUUCGAAAUGUCUCAUGCGACAACGGACUCGAAAACGGGUCAUCGAAACAGAGCCGUCCAAGCAUCUAACAGUGACAAG
Aspergillus aculeatus ATCC 16872 is the source of this 459-nucleotide messenger RNA. RefSeq lists its product as uncharacterized. Lineage: Eukaryota; Fungi; Ascomycota; Eurotiomycetes; Eurotiales; Aspergillaceae. The transcript has 4 exons. The record is from RefSeq and is a predicted model, not a curated record. Bases 113 to 268 code for a protein of 51 amino acids.